AUGUCACGUCAGAAUUCUACCGCCUCCGCCAGAGCAAACCGAGGCGGCGAGGAUCUACCUUACGGCUGGGAGAAGGUGGACGACCCUCAGUACGGCUCGUACUACGUCGACCACAUCAACAAGCGGACGCAGUACGAGAAGCCGUUCAUCGUGUCCAGUAAGUCGAGACGUAGUUCGAGUGGUUUGUUCGUUCGCGGUUGUAGGCGUUAG
Messenger RNA from Soboliphyme baturini, 210 nucleotides. The record is from the annotation of a GenBank genome assembly. Lineage: Eukaryota; Metazoa; Nematoda; Enoplea; Dioctophymatida; Soboliphymatidae.